ACGCGUGCAAAUCGAUUUAUUAUCACAAGAAGUCCUCAAGUACGCCGCCCGGUAUCUGGGGCGCUGGAUUUUGGACAGCAUAUAAAAAGGUCACACUCGUCCCUCAGUUCAUCAGUUGGAUACCAGACGUUACAGAGAUAUCCCAAAAAUGCACAAAAUUAUAAUCUUCACCGCCAUAGUGGCAAUGGCCGCCGGCGCCCCGGCUGACCUGGCCUACAACACCUACGUGCCUCUCUCCAAGUCCACGCUGACCACCAGCAGCCAAGCUGUGGACCACGGCAGCACCCAUGUCCUCCACACACCCGUUGUACCCUUAUCAAAGUCCACUUUGACACACAGCACCCAAACUGUCGACCACGGCAGCACCCAUGUCUUACACGCACCCUUGUACACCCAUGACGUAGAAUAUCAUGUACCGUUAGCAAAAACAACGUCUACAAAAAGUAGCCAGUACAUCAAUCAUGGAUCACUGACCCCCGUGGUUCACUCUUACUCACCAGUGGUGGUUCACUCUGCCCCAGUGGUGUCAUACAAAGCGCCCACGUCGUCGAUAACACACCACAGCUCGACUGUCCAUGAAACUCUACCCGUAGUCAACUCAUUGUCUUAUUAUGCCUUACAUUAAUUUAUAUUUUUGUUAAUAAACGUUUUUAUUUAA
Bicyclus anynana (squinting bush brown) is the source of this 658-nucleotide messenger RNA. RefSeq lists its product as uncharacterized. The record is from RefSeq and is a predicted model, not a curated record. The transcript is spliced from 2 exons. Bases 149 to 625 code for a protein of 158 amino acids. NCBI's taxonomy places the organism in Eukaryota, Metazoa, Arthropoda, Insecta, Lepidoptera, Nymphalidae.